AUGUCCCGGGAGGGUGGCAGGGGUCUGGAGGUGGGAUUUGAGGCAGUUCCAUGGGGUAGCCAAACAGGACACAAGCUAGAACCCACUGUUCUAGCAGGGGGUCUGGGUUCUGUCCAGGGCAUCUACCGUGGUCAUCUGGACCGCCCUCCAACAGACCACUAUCCACCUCUGCGGAACCCGGGGGGGGCCAUCCACCACCUCCUUGGGGGGCCGUCCACCAGCUCCUUUGGGGGGCCGUCCACCAGCUCUUCGGGGGGGCCGUCCCCCAGCCCUUUGGAGGUGAAUGACCACAGCUCUGAGUGCAUGGGUGAGCCUAGCCGGAGCAGUACACCGCCCCCCACGGCUUUGCUCAGGCCACCACGCUCCUCGUUGAAGAGGAAGAUGCCGGACGGACAGACAUGGUGGAUGCAAGAGCUGCAAAAACUAGAAAAGCGUCGGCUUGAAACCCAGGAAGCUCUCCGGGCCGAGGCCGACGACGAGGCACUGUUUCGUGCGCAAAUGGCCGCUGCAACCCGAAGGGUGCCAAAGGAGAAGCAGCUUGGGCCGGUAAAAUUCUUCUUGGACCGGGCAUAUGAAGAAGCUUCGGAUUGUUGA
Knipowitschia caucasica is the source of this 594-nucleotide messenger RNA. The record is from the annotation of a GenBank genome assembly. Lineage: Eukaryota; Metazoa; Chordata; Actinopteri; Gobiiformes; Gobiidae.